UCUCGACAUCACGCCAAAGCCCCUCCUGCACGCGCCUCCCCUACCCCCCGCUCCCCCCCAGAGCCAGCAUCUCCUCUGGCGAGCCGCCUGCAGAGCUACCCGGCGAGGGGGUGGAGCGGGGGAGGGCGAGAAGCAGCCCCCCCCCCCCCCCGCUCCAUAUAGCGAGAACGCCUCCUCCUCAGCCAGCCGGAGCUCCCUUUUGAAGGGGCUCCCACAAGCUCCCGUACAGUUGCAACCACCCCCUGCCCCCAAAGGGAGAGGGAAGCGACCGCAGAGCCGGGCAGGAGCCCGAGGGGGGCGGGGUGGAAAGGGAGAAGAGGGGGAGAGAGCUGCGGAGCGAGGCGCUCGGAGGCAGGGAAAAGCCCCCAGUGAAAUGCACUGCAGCUGAGGUUACCCAGCCAGCUUCCCCCCCGCCCCUGCCUCGCGCGGCCGGAUCCCAGCAGCGGGAGCAGCCGCCGCCUCCCCCCGAGCGGGCUCCGGUGCUCGCUCGCACACGCAGCCGGGCCGGAGGCGAGGGGGGAGGCCGAGGAAGGAUGGCAGUGUCUCUGAUCCAGGCGUGCCGCAGCCUGGCCCUCUCAACAUGGCUGCUCUCCUUCUGCUUCGUGCAUCUGCUCUGCCUGGACUUCACGGUGGCCGAGAAAGAGGAGUGGUACACGGCCUUCGUGAACAUCACCUACGCCGAGCCGGCGGCCGGCAGCCUGGAGCUGCGCAGCGAGAAGAGCGAGUGCGGGCGCUACGGGGAGCACUCGCCCAAGCAGGAUGCCCGGGGCCAGGUGGUGAUGACCGCCUCCGCCCACGACCGGCUGGCCUGCGACCCCCACGCCCGCUUCGCCGCCCCGGGCCCGGGCAAGAGCUGGGUGGCGCUGAUCCCCAGGGGCAACUGCACGUACAAGGAUAAGAUCCGGCACGCCGCCGCCCAGAACGCCUCUGCCGUGGUGAUCUUCAACGUGGGCUCCAGCAACGCCAACGAGACCAUCACCAUGCCGCAUGCAGGUGUAGAAGAUGUAGUAGCAAUAAUGAUUCCUGAGCCUAAAGGAAAAGAGAUAGUGAGUCUGCUGGAGAGGAAUGUUACUGUGAUGAUGUAUAUAACAAUUGGAACACGCAACUUGCAGAAAUACGUCAGCCGUACCUCAGUGGUGUUUGUCUCCAUCUCCUUCAUCGUGUUGAUGAUCAUCUCCCUGGCAUGGCUGGUCUUCUAUUAUAUCCAGAGAUUCCGAUAUGCAAAUGCCAGAGACAGAAACCAGCGCCGUCUUGGAGAUGCUGCAAAGAAAGCAAUCAGCAAGCUGCAGGUCAGAACAAUCAGGAAAGGUGACAAGGAAACUGAGCCAGAUUUUGAUAACUGUGCAGUUUGUAUUGAAGGUUACAAGCCAAAUGAUGUUGUCAGGAUCUUACCAUGCAGGCAUCUUUUUCACAAAUCUUGCGUAGACCCGUGGCUGCUAGAUCAUCGCACCUGCCCUAUGUGUAAAAUGAACAUUCUAAAAGCUCUAGGGAUUCCGCCAAAUGCGGAUUGCAUAGAUGAUAUACCUCCAGAUUUUGAAGCUUCCAUAGGAGGACCACCAACUAAUCAGAUUACAGGAGCUAGUGAUAUAACUGUGAAUGAAAGCUCUGUAGCUCUGGAUCCUCCUGUCCGGACUGUGGGAGUACUACAAGUCAUCCAGGAUGCAGAUCCUCUUCCCCAGGUUGGGGAGGGUAACUUCACAACAAGUAGUGAACAUGAGCCAGCAGUCAGCAGUGAUUCUGAUAUAUCAUUGAUUAUGGCGAUGGAGGUGGGACUGUCUGAUGUGGAGCUUUCUACUGACCAAGACUGCGAAGAGGUGAAAUCCUGAAAAACAAGCAGAAAACCCUACUAAACUAAAGGGUAGGCAUGAGGGGCAGGGACAGAGUAAGCUUUCUAGAAUUUGGACCAGUCACACACACACACACACACUCUCUCUCUCUCACACACACACACACACACACCCUCUAGAACACUAUCAAUCCAGUGCACUCCAUUCUGAGAUGGUCACGAAAGAGCAAUAGCAACAGCUGUGUCUACCUGGAUGCAGUUUUAUCAUCUACAUGUGUCUAUUUUGUUCACGUGGAAGAUGAAAGCUUAUUGUUUUCCCACAUGCUUAAAAGCAAUCCUGUACCUCUUCAGUGGCUCGUAAGUGUACAACUGAAAUGACAGCUUGAGUGUUUUCUACUCUUGUUCAUUGUUUUUUUUUUAAAAGAAGAUGAUGUUUAUUUAUAGUUGAUUAUCGAUGGACACUGUUUUUUUUUCACUGACUGACCCCAGCUUUUCCAAGAGUUCAGUCUGAAAGUUUGAAUUCCUCUUCUCUGAUCAUUUCAUGAUCUGUCUCCAGGAUUUAUUAUUGCCUUGACAUUUCUGCAUGAAGUAUGCAUGGCUUUGAAAAGAAACAGUGCUUCAGCACUCUGUAUUAAUAUGAAGCCUAUUUUCUUUAAGAUUUUAAAACCUUUAAAGUGAGUCUUGGAGAUUAUAUCUUCAAGAAGCCUUUACCCAUGUGAGCUGAAGCCCUCAAUUAAUUGACAUUGAUGUCUUGUUGUUUGAAACUGCAUUAUGUUGGCUUCCACUUACAGAGCUCGAUUACAUGCACAGACAGUAACGUGUAAGAGAGAAAAAUUAAUGGCACUAAACUUCUUCCUGUCCUUGCUAUAUUUUCUGCCAUUAACAGCCUCUGGUAUUAAUGGCCUUCCUUGUGACUUCCUUGUUCAGUAGCUGGAAAACAAGAUCUAGUUUAAAAUCAGGUACUUCCUUAAAUUUAAAAACAAAAAUUAGCAGACCAAUGAGUGAGCAGUUUCAAGAGAGCGCUUGGUAAUCUUCAUGUGGGUAUUUGUGGCUGAUGGAAAUAAUUUUAGAAAAAGUCUGAACUGCAAAGAGGACUACAAUGUCAAUUUCCAGAAUAAAUAGUUAAACCCAAGAGCAGCUGGAUAAAUUGUUUACCUUCAUAUUUUUAAGUGCAAUUUUUGCACAUCAUUUUUAGCAAACACAAGGAUUUAGGUGAAUCUUCAGUUCACUGCUUUCUAGAGACCUCUGAAUGUGGCAAUACAAUGAGUGAGAUGAAUUACUGGUAUAUUUGAACCUGAAAAAAAUGUCAAUGGAAGAAUUCAGUUUGUUUUCUGGCUGAUACAUUAAAAAUUAAGUUGUCAUAUGAUGCCAAAACCGAAGUCUUUAACUAUUACUAGCCUGUCUUUAACUAUAACUUACAGAAAGGUGCUACUUAUUGCUAAUUAUUCAGGUGGCAAUUGUAUGAUUCAAUCAAAAUAGUCAAGUGCAAAGGAGGACUUUCAGCUUGUUGUUUAUAAGAGAGGGAACAUUUUCUUUUGACAGUCAAAAGAUUUAAAUCACAUUACCCCCUCUUGAGCAGGUCAGUAGAAUCAACAGCACACAGCUCAGAUACAAAUUGCAAGGAAAGGAAAACUAUUUUCACUUAAUUGUAUUAUAGCACAAUCUCAAAAUGCCACUAUGUUCUUUCAGCAUUGCCAUUUUAAUCUCCUCUUUUCAGGCAUUUAUACUUUAACUAUAAAAGUUUACUCCCUGUUGAAACAUGGCACGUGAGGUCUUACACUAGGAGAAAUUUGUUUCACAAUAUUUUUUUUAAAAGCUGGUUGAUUCUUUCUUAAAUUAUAGGAUGGGGCUGAGAGGAGGGAGAGAGAGAGUUUGCUGGACUCUUUUUGUCCAGUUAUGACUCAAACAAUUCCUUUUGUAGAUGAAAUUUUGAGUAUUCUUAGUCCACACAAGUGAACUAGGAGCUUUCGGCAAAAUAACUCAAGCUAAUAACAAUUCAAAAGUGUGGCCGGUGCACACACUGUUACAGUUUUUAAAAUAUAUCUUUUUGUUUUACUAAAGGGACAUAGUCAAUUGGAAAUCUAGUCAGUUUGAAAAGCAAGCUAAAGAUUGCGUUGGACUCUUCAGCUGCUUUGGGUCACCACUGCCAAUAUUUGUGGUUUUAUAAUCAGAUUUUUUGAACUUUUUCUGUUCGCUGUUUCUCUGUGAAAGAUCCACACUAACGUCAGGGGAAUGUAACUGACUGAGGGUGAAGUACUAUCCCUGGGCACAAGGCAGCACAUAACCCCCACUUAAGCUCUAGAAAUAAUGCUGAAAUGGAAUGUAAGUGAUGCAUAGGCCUUCUGCACAGGGAUGAAAUUCACCUAAAUUGGCUAUACAGGGGAAAUAAGGAAACUGAUUAUACGCAAAGAGCUCUCAAUACACAAAGAAAACAAGCUGAUGAAGUAGAGAGAGAAAAAAUUCACUAAUCUCUCCCAGUUAUAGUCAUCUUAGGUGUUACUUGGAUCAAGAAUAAGUUAAAAAAUGUUCAGAAAGAAACAUGAUGUUUAAGUUGACUGUGACCCUUUAACAUCAAAAUAUUUGCAGACUACAAAUAGACACAACAAUUAGCAUCAUCCUUAACGCCGGAGCGUGGAUUGCAGUGGAGCUGUCUCAAAGCAUUUAUUGUAUUACAAAACUUUUGUUAAACUAAUGUCAAGGGUGAGCAUUACCAGUUAUCUCUAGCCAUCUGAUAUUGGGAUGAUCCCAACAGUAAGGCAGGCGAGGUCAGUACUUCAGUGAGAGAUGAAAGAAAACCCACACUGGAGCAGGAAAUUAACCUUUUAGUCAGUGCUAAAUCACUGACCCAUCAAUAGCGUUAGAAGUAGCUAUGCUCAAGGAUGUGCCGUCUUUCCGGUCAGAUAUAAAACUGAGGCCUGGCCUCCUUCUGGUCAUUUUCACAAGUGUUGUAGUGUCCUGGCCAAAUUGCAGUUUUUAAUUCCCCAAUUCCACCUGCUGCUGUUCUGUGCACUGUUCUAAGCCUGCCAGAGCAGUUACACUUCAUUGGGGCCACAGUUUAGGUCGGCCUUUAAGCACAUGCUUAAAUUCAUCCCUAUUCAAGAAAGCACUUAAGCACAUGUUGAAGUGUAGGAAUGUAUUCAAAUCCCCUUGAUUUGGUUUGUUUAAAGCUAAGUCCAUGUCAUGAAUGGGGAUGCUUUCCUAAAUCACCUUGAGAAUCUUUGGCUGAAAAAUUAUUACGUUGCGUUAUUAAACCCACAAAAUCAUUGAAGUUAGUGUUAAGAUUGACUCUGUAUAACUCAUCGUUCUGUGCGGAGGUAUACUGUAAUACAUAUAGGCCGCUAUCCUACAGAUAUUUAUAGGGAUAAUUAACUUUGCUCAUGGGAAUCGCCCAUUGACUUCAAUGAGGCUACGCACAUGAGUUAAAUUAAGCAUGUAUGUAAGAAUUUGAAAGAUUAGGGAAUAUUAUGCAAGAUUACCCCCUGCUUGGACCUCCCUGUAAUUCCUGCAUACUGUUAUGUUUAAUAUUAGGGUUCAGUAUUAAAGGCUCACUCCAGCACUGAAUAUCCAUUGACUUCUGGGCCUCAGAUGCUGGCUGUACAGCCAGCCUACCUCCUAUCCAGAAAACAAGUCAGUCUGCCCUAAGGAAGUAGAGUGUUCAUGGAAAUAAUCCUCCUCCCUCAGAUUGUAACGCUCUAUCUACUGUCUGUUUCUCUUCACCACUGCCAUACCUGCUGGUGCUGCAAAGCCCAUGGGAGUUACUAGCUACUCCUAGGACUAGAGUAACUUCCUGCACAGUGUCACUGGCUGGGGAGACAGAUCAAUGCUUUAAAGGUGUCUACAACAGAAAUGCUACAGCUGCAGCGUUGCAACUGUAUCACUGUUGAGCUGUAGUGUAGACACUCACUACAGCAAUAGAAGGGGUUCUUCCAUUAUUGUAGUUAAUUCACCUCCCCGAGAGGCGGUAGCUAGGUCGACGAAAUAAUUCUUCCACUGACCUAGUGCUGUCUACACUGAGCCUUAGGUCAGCUUACCUGCAUCUCUCAGGAGCAUGAACUGUUCACACUGCUGAGCAGCAUAUCUAGGUCAACGUAAAUUUUAGGUGUAGACCAGGCCAAAGUAAAGAAAAUCCCUAUUGUGGGAAGAGAAUCCUCUUGCUUCUCCCCUCUCUUGCUGUUCUUUUCAUCCACGUGAGUGUUCCUCUGAUUUCCCAUUCACAAUGUGGGUGAAUGGUGAGAAAUCUUCGGCUUCCCCCUGGAUGAGUUUCAUACCAAAGAAUACCUUCAACGCAACCCUUUAAAAUGUCUUACAGUUGCUGAGCUUGUUCAGUAUUCUGCAGCACCAUUCCCAAAAGCCAUCGAGCUGAUCAAAGACUGUGACUUCACCUCUGGGGAAGGGCCAAGCUUGGGCAGCCAUGUAAUGCAGAGAUUAUUACUGAGGGGGUAGUUUCUCCUUUGGAUAAGCAGCAGGCGCUGCAGCUGUGUAACUUAGGAAAGCUGAAGACUCUUCAGUUGAAGAUGUGAAUUUGGGCAGACAGAGCCCACACUGUGAUUUUCUCAUGGUUUUUGUGGGUUUAAUUAAGCUACAUUCCAAAAGACCAGUUGAGUGCAUGAACCAUGUAAAACGUGCAUGGACAAAACCCUGCACUUGGGGAAAAAAUAUGCACUCGCAGGUUACCCAAUUUACACAUGCUAAUGCUAGUUUGUGAACACAAAUAUGGGGCAUGUGCCGGCUGUGCAUCAAUUUUUCCUGACUCACCCAUUCUGCAAGGGGCUGAAAAAUUGGCAUGAAAUAUUACUUUUUUUCUGAUUUACAGUAGUUUUAGAAUGUGGCGGGGAGGGACUGGGAUGAUCAUAGGUCAAUAAUUUGUAGACAGAAUAAAUUGAUAUUCAUCUUCCUGGUCUCUAUAGUAUUGAAUUUUCCUGUGUAUGUGCACAGACAGAAUGAUACGAUUUUUAAGAAUUAAUUGUAAUGAAAACAGAGGGAGAUAGACAUUUAGUCAGUUUUUGAGUUAGAGAUAGUGACCCAAGAAAGCUAAUUUAAUAGCUUUUAAAUUGUUUAAUAGUUUAAUUGAAAACUACUGAAUUCUUAUGUGGGGCAAGCAAGGAGGAGGGCUUCGUUCCUAUCACCAAGGUGAUAGUGUUGUUAGGAAGUGGACCUAGGAUCUCCAUAGGAGGCUUUCCACGGACUUCAGUGAGAUGUGGAUCCAGCCCACAGGAAGCAGUUGUAAGAGGUUAGUAUUUUAAUAGAAACUUGUCACUUGCUAUAUGAAUAGUUAGUGAUAUAUUCUCAUUUCUGCUAGGGGUGGACCCAAGUAACAGACUUGAGAUCCAGAUUGGAAUUUGAACUAUCCCAAAGUUUGUGUGUGUCAGGAACCAAGAUUUGGUUUAGGCCCAUCUUGGGUUUCUGUUGUUUUAUUCACCCUCCUCCUCUUCUGAAUCAAAACCAUCUUGUCUAAUUAUGAAUUCUUCAAUUAUUCAAACAGAUCUGACUUGCCCUGAGAAGCAUUUGCAGACUGCUUUACACCUGCAUGUGGCCUUAAUUAGCAAACCUCAGCUACUGAUUUUCCAGAAUAUGGAUUUUAUUUGCAGUUUCUGUUCAGUGUAGAAAUGUUAGAGUGCAGUAAUUUGUUUGUAUAGCUUUUCAGACACGCAACCCUAUGAAUUUUCUCUGUUUAAUGUAUGUUGCAUUACUUCUGCCAGGAAAAUUUGUGAUUAAAAGGCAAUGAUCAGGGCACAGGCUUUUAUAUAACACAGGAUGCAAAUCCUGGUCUUGACAAUUGGUCAGUGUUGCAAUGACAAUGCAUGUUAUGUACAGCCCAGGCAAAUGCAUUUCAGCUGAGCAGCUAUGAAUUGCCCAGAUUUUAUUUAUAGGUGGCUUGUUCCUAACCAGUAACUGUCCCUAGGAAAGUUUCAGGCUAAGCAAAUAGGUCAGAAUGAGCAAUAAGGAUAUGACCAUGUGGUCUGGGCAUAUAAAGGUCGGCACCGGCAAAUGAUCACUUACUGAUUUUUAUUUCUCUUUUAUUAGUAAUGGGUUUGUCCCCCUGAUAGGGAUGUUUCUGCAGAUGUCUAUAAAAGAGAAGGUUGCAAAUCUGAUAGCAAUACAAUAAGGAUGCCAUGUCAUCAUGAAUAUAUGUUGUAUCCAAGUUGAUCUGACUUUACAAACUGAUAUUUUAGCACCAGAUUUACUGGUGUGAUGCAUCCACUUUGCACCAUACCCCAAGUGUAUUUUGGCCCUACAGUAUCUUAACCUGCCCACAGAGAAUCACUCCAGUGUAAGAGUGAUCUUCCAGAGUUACACAGACGAUGUAGCAGCUCUUAGCCCACCCCUCUCUCUGCUUUCUGUGUAGCAGAGGGACGGUGGCAAGGCCAGGAUAACACCAAUCCUCAGCUGCAUUUUUUGCCCAAGUGGAUGUUGCCAACAUAACUUAGAGCAGCCAUUAGGUUGCUCUAACUCAUCACAAGAGCCCUAAUCUUCCCAGAAUAGCAACAAACUCAUGAGAGUGGAAAUGUGAGCUCUUUGCCAACUUUGUAUAGCACCCCUGAUUUGUGCUAUAUGAAGUUUACCCACAGCCCUAGAUCUGGCCUGUACAACAUAUAGGGCCUGAUUUUUAAUUCACACUAAGGCUGCUUUACACCACUCUGGCAGUGCAAAGAGACCUCAAUGUAAACAAGAAUGAGGGAGUCUUCUUUGUCUACAACAUAAUGCAGUUUAAAUGCUUAGUAAAAGAUAGUGCCCUCGUUGUUUGAGGGUUUCAGGAUAACCUAACCACUCAUAUCAACACUAAUGAGGCCAACAGUCUAACACCGUGAUUGUUAAGGAAAACUGAGCAUUGACUAAUUUAUUUUAGAGAGCCAAAGAAUUUAAGCAUAUAUUGGUCAAUUAGUGUCAAAGAAUUUAAUUGGUUUGCUUAGAGUAAUAAUUUAAAUAAUGAAAUAUUUUAUAAGAGAUAGGAAGGACAGGGUGACACUGUUACUUUAGUGAACUUUUUUCUAAUAGCAGCAGUUGAUCCAACACAACUAGUUCUUUUAUUUUAGCACAUUGUUGCCUGAACUAAUUGAUAGUUUUGCAGUUGAAAAAAGAACACCGGAUGGACUUUAGUCUGGAAUUUGUUCAUGUACCAGAUGGUACUUAUUGAUUGAUGAAGUGGAUAGUUAGGGAGAGGAGCGCCCUCUGCAGCAAGUUUCUAAUCUGCCAGCUAGAGUUUUCAAAGGACUUACUCAUUACAACCCAUACUAAUUCUUCAGCAACUGGAAAUUUUUGUCGCCAAUAAAAAUACUGGUUCUUCAGCAACUGAAAAUGUGGUCCAUAUUUUAAAAAACAACGUAAAAGGGGAAGGUGCAUUAAGGAUGCCGCGAAGUUUCAUUGAAAAGCCAGUGAAAGAACUUUUCACCUGAAAAAAACUCAGUAUUUCUCAAAUAUGUUCUUUGUGAUUCGGUGGAGUGAAUGCAGAAAAAAAGGAAGAAAGAACGUUUUUGCUUAUGAUUUUUAAAAAGGCAUCAAAAUCAACAUACUUCUUUGCUAUGAAUGUAAAAGGUUAUUACGGUUGUGAAAUAUCAGUGUUUUGUAUGUCUACAUACUCCCAUCCUUACUUCCUGCUUUAUGUUAGUUACCUGAAAUGGCUGUACCAUUUUAUAAUUAGAAAUAUAAAGAGGGGAUAGGGGUUGGGAGGGGUUGUUACUUUUUUAGCAAAUGUUCCUUGUAUUUAGUGAACAUUGAAAAUGAUUUUGUACUUGUCAAAAUAUACAUUCCAUCCAUUUCCAGAAAAUAAUUAUUUUUAUUUAAAAUAGUUUUUAAACAAAAACAAAAAAUAAAUGUGGCAUCCACUUAGCAUGUGGUUCAUGAACAGAGCAAAAAUAUUCCGGUCUCCGGCAAUGGCUCCACAGGUUUCUCUAGUGAUGUAUAUUCCAGCAGACCAGUACCAGCAAAUGCCAAUAAAAAAAAAUAAAAAGGAAAAAAUAAAAUAUUUAACUCCUUGGUGUAUUUUAUUUUGUGUUUCAGAGAAAGACCUGCAUAUCUUACUGAAAUGAUUUCCAGUUAGAAAACUGUAUUAUAAUAGUGAAAUAUUAAAAAUUAGAGCAUAAUCCUGCUUCUCAUACCUUCCUAAAAGCUGAAGCAGGGUCUGUUGUUCCUACACGCAAAAUGUAUCUUUUGUUUUGCUGAAGACCUGCUAUGAUUAAGGUGUAUUUUGCAGUGAGCCUCCUUAGCUGGCUUUACAAUCCGUUUCUGCAGAGCCUACAAUGUUUGCUGUAAUGGAAGUUACCCCUUCACCUCUGCAUUAAGAAAAUUUUCUAUCAUCCAAACAACCUCACUUUGAUAUGUGAAACAUCGAACGCAAAACCAUGAAGGAAUUACAUGGUGGUAUUUGCAUAGACAAUUUUUAAUUAAGCAUUCUUUGCUAGCUGUGAAUUGUCUGCCUAUACAAUGCAGUAGUGGUUUGUGAAGCAAGACAUUUGCCUAAGCUUUAUUUUCUGUACAGUAUUGCAAAUGUAUUUCAAUUGUUAGUUUAGUCUUUGCUGUUAUUUUAUUAUGCAUACAUCUCCCCCUUUAAUGCACUUUAUAUCUCUUGAAAAAUACGGGAGUCAGAGAACUAUCAUCUUUAAAGGGAUUUGCCUGAAAUCAAGAGGCACAAACUUUUAUUUUGCUUUAAUAUAUACUGUAAAUGCUUAAGAGCAUAGACAGUGGCUCAGUUGGGGGAAAUGCUGAAAUGUUAAGGCUGAUAUUUGGAAACAUUAUUCAGUAGUACCACCUGGCUAUUUUUGUGAGAGGGUUAUAAUGUAAAUAUGUGAGACUCUGUUAUGUACUAGUUAAAUAUUGCAGCUAUAAAAGUUAAGAUUGUGAAUUCUAAGAAAUUUUAUUGCGACUUUUUUUAAUAAAAGUGGAUCUGA
Molecule: messenger RNA, 10671 nt
Organism: Chelonia mydas (Green sea turtle)
Lineage: Eukaryota; Metazoa; Chordata; Testudines; Cheloniidae
Gene: RNF150
Product: ring finger protein 150
Exons: 7
Coding region: 534-1826 (430 amino acids)
Source: RefSeq, a predicted model, not a curated record